This is a messenger RNA of Ichthyophthirius multifiliis, 1438 nucleotides long. Its product is annotated as leishmanolysin family protein, putative. Gene Ontology annotation, cellular component: cytoplasm; membrane. Gene Ontology annotation, biological process: proteolysis; cell adhesion. Gene Ontology annotation, molecular function: metalloendopeptidase activity. Lineage: Eukaryota; Ciliophora; Oligohymenophorea; Hymenostomatida. The record is from RefSeq and is a predicted model, not a curated record. The annotation marks the transcript as partial. The transcript has a single exon.
AUGAAAAAAUUAUUCAAAUAAGAGUAAAUUACACCUGAUAUCGAAUCUUUAGAUCUACGUAAUUUGCUUAAAAAAAAUUCGCGUGAUAUGAUAAUAACCUAUGACAUGUCUUAUUUCAAUAAAUUACCUUAAUCUUUUUAAAAAUUUGUUGAUAUCUGUGAGAAAGCCUUAAAAUUGGCAAUUGAAUAUUUUUCUCGUUUAAUAAAAAUAGUUCCUAAAUCUGAAUAAUAUAUGAAAUAUAAAAGUUCUAAAUGCUUAUUAGUUGAUGUGCCUUAAAAUGACAAAACUAAAGCAAAAAAUUCUGAUUUACAUUUAUAUAUAUCAUACAAUAAUGAUCCCAAUUAAGAAUAUUAAGCCUUUGCAUACUUGUGCUAAUUUGUGAAAGGUAUUGGGCCUACUCAUGGUUUAAUUAACUUCAAUUUAAGUUAAAUAUAAACAAAUUUCGAUAAAGAUUAUAAUAUUUAAUUUGAAGAUUUAGUUGAAAUAGUUAUCCAUGAAAUAACUCAUAUAUUAGGUUUUAGCGACCUUGAUAUACCUAAUUGGGUAAAUUCUAAGGGAAAACCUUAUACUAAUCCUACUAUUACAAAAUAAAUAAAUGGAAUUGAUACUUUAUUCUUAUAAACUCCUAAUGUUUUGAAGUUUGCUCAAGAUUAUUUCGGAUGUCCUACAUUAGUCGGAAUGCCUCUUUAAAAUAUAGGAGGCAAAGAUUCUGAAAAAUCUCAUUGGCAAAACUCAAUCCUCCAAAACGAAUAUAUGAAUGCAUCUGUAAUAUCUACUUAAGCCUAUUUUAGUGGUUUUACAAUUAAUCUUCUAAGAGAUACAGGCUACUAUCAAUAAAUAAACGCUUAAAUGGAAGAAUAAAUGUUUUAUGGAAAAGGAAAAGGGUGUGAAUACGUCAUGGGUAAAUGUGAUAUUAAAUUAAGAGAAUAUUGUGAUCCUAAAAAUGAAGCUGCAUUAUGUGAUUUUCACCAUUAUGGAUUUGCUGAAUGUAAAACUGGUUUAUAUAAUAAUUCUAAUUGCAAUAAUUUAUUUGUCUACGACAAUGCAAAAUGCUUUGAUGUAAACAGUCCAUUUAACGAUAGCAAAAUUACAAAAUCAAAUGGAAAUAAAUUUGGUACUGAUUCGAGAUGUUUCAACGGAAGCUUAUUGGCUAAAGGAUAUAAAUAAAGAAACAUAAUUAAGGGUCAAUGCUAUAAAUAUGAAUGUAGUGCUAAUGGAUAAUAAGUAAAUAUAUAUAUAGAAUCAGUAAAACUCGUUUGUAAUAAAAAUUCAGAAUAAAAAACAGUAGAAAAUUAUAGUGGAUUUGUAUAAUGUCCGGAAAAUAUACAAGAAUUUUGUAAGUUUAAAAAAAUAUGUCCUAAUUUCUGUAGUACUAACGGAUAUUGCAUAAAAAAUAAAUGUGUUUGCGCUAAAGGAUUCUUCGGAUAAGAUUGUUCAA